Balaenoptera acutorostrata (minke whale) is the source of this 1427-nucleotide messenger RNA. It is a transcript of the gene SRSF3, whose product is annotated as serine and arginine rich splicing factor 3. Bases 139 to 633 code for a protein of 164 amino acids. Gene Ontology annotation, biological process: mRNA splicing, via spliceosome. NCBI's taxonomy places the organism in Eukaryota, Metazoa, Chordata, Mammalia, Artiodactyla, Balaenopteridae. The transcript has 6 exons. Gene Ontology annotation, molecular function: RNA binding. The record is from RefSeq and is a predicted model, not a curated record. Gene Ontology annotation, cellular component: nuclear speck.
GGAGACGGUGCUGGUCCGCCAUUUCGUGGACGACGGGUGUGGGAGAGUAUCUGUGGGUGCCAGGCGCGAGGGGACCGGGAAGACCCAGCCGAGGGUGUGUGGAUUUGAGUCUACGCGCUUCUAACCCGAGAUCUCGAAAUGCAUCGUGAUUCCUGUCCGUUGGACUGUAAAGUUUAUGUAGGUAAUCUUGGAAACAAUGGUAACAAGACUGAAUUGGAACGAGCUUUUGGCUAUUAUGGACCACUCCGAAGUGUGUGGGUUGCUAGAAACCCUCCCGGCUUCGCUUUUGUUGAAUUUGAAGAUCCCCGAGAUGCAGCCGAUGCUGUCCGAGAGCUAGAUGGGAGAACACUAUGUGGCUGCCGAGUAAGAGUGGAACUGUCGAAUGGUGAAAAGAGAAGUCGAAAUCGUGGCCCACCUCCUUCUUGGGGUCGUCGCCCUCGAGAUGAUUAUCGGAGGAGGAGUCCUCCACCUCGCCGCAGAUCUCCAAGACGGAGAAGCUUCUCCCGCAGCCGGAGCAGGUCCCUUUCUAGAGAUAGGAGAAGAGAGAGAUCACUGUCCCGGGAGAGAAAUCACAAGCCGUCCCGAUCUUUCUCUAGGUCUCGUAGCCGAUCUAGGUCAAAUGAAAGGAAAUAGAAGACCAGUUUGCAAGAGGAGUGGUGUACAGGAAAUAACUUCAUUUGACAGGAGUAUGUACAGAAAAUUCAAGUUUUGUUUGAGACUUCAUAAGCUUGGUGCAUUUUUAAAAUGUUUUAGCUGUUCACAUUUGUUUGUCUCUUGGAACAGUGACACAUAAAGGUGUAAUUCUCUAUGGUUUGAAAUGGAUCAUAUGAGGCAUGUAAUAUCAAGAAUUGUUACUUUACAAUGUUCCCUUAAGCAAAAUUGAAUUUGCUUUGAAUUUUUAGUCUUGCAUAGACUGAUAAUAAAAAUAAACCUCUUAAUUCCUGCCCAGCUAAAGUGUGAUGUUUAAUAUUACGGAAACAAAACUGGCAAAAAUUAAAAAGACUCUGUAGCUGGGAUAUGGUAUGCAGCUGUAGUUAAGCAGUCUUUAAAAGCUGCUGUGAACACAAGCCAGCAGGUAAAAAUUAAAGCUGCACCCUUAAACUAGAUUAGAGGUUUAAAAAUUCCACUAGUCUUCACACUGGACAAGAGGUUGUCCAGUGGGUUUAGAAUCUAAGAAGUUUCAAGAAAGUUAGUUUACCUUUGCUUUAGGUCGUAAGUUCCUUCUGUGAUUGCUGUAUAUGGAUACAUAGCUCUUUGUAAUAUUAUUUGGAAAUUUGAGACUAUUCAAGAUACCCAUGUCCUGCCAGUUUAAGGGUACAUUGUAGAGCUGAACUUUGAGUUACUGUGCAAGAUUUUUUUUUUCAUGCUGUCAUUUGUAAUAUGUUUUGUGAGAAUCCUUGGGAUUAAAGUUUUGGUUACAAAUUGUU